Mandrillus leucophaeus (drill) is the source of this 4724-nucleotide messenger RNA. RefSeq names its product MAP/microtubule affinity-regulating kinase 1 (gene MARK1). The transcript is spliced from 18 exons. The coding region runs from base 23 to 2413 and encodes 796 amino acids. Gene Ontology annotation, biological process: intracellular signal transduction; microtubule cytoskeleton organization; protein phosphorylation. Gene Ontology annotation, cellular component: cytoplasm. Gene Ontology annotation, molecular function: protein serine/threonine kinase activity; tau-protein kinase activity; ATP binding. NCBI's taxonomy places the organism in Eukaryota, Metazoa, Chordata, Mammalia, Primates, Cercopithecidae. The record is from RefSeq and is a predicted model, not a curated record.
CAGACCCCGCUGCCCGCACAAAAUGUCGGCCCGGACGCCAUUGCCGACGGUGAACGAGCGGGACACGGAAAAUCAUACAUCUGUGGAUGGAUAUACUGAACCGCACAUCCAGCCUACCAAGUCGAGUAGCAGACAGAACAUCCCCCGGUGUAGAAACUCCAUUACAUCAGCAACAGAUGAACAGCCUCACAUUGGAAAUUACCGUUUACAAAAAACAAUAGGGAAGGGAAAUUUUGCCAAAGUCAAAUUGGCAAGACACGUUCUAACUGGUAGAGAGGUUGCUGUGAAAAUAAUAGACAAAACUCAGCUAAAUCCUACCAGUCUACAAAAGUUAUUUCGAGAAGUACGAAUAAUGAAGAUACUGAAUCAUCCUAAUAUAGUAAAAUUGUUUGAAGUUAUUGAAACAGAGAAGACUCUUUAUUUAGUCAUGGAAUACGCGAGUGGGGGUGAAGUAUUUGAUUACUUAGUUGCCCAUGGAAGAAUGAAAGAGAAAGAGGCCCGUGCAAAAUUUAGGCAGAUUGUAUCUGCUGUACAGUAUUGUCAUCAAAAGUGCAUUGUUCACCGUGAUCUUAAGGCUGAAAACCUUCUCCUUGAUGGUGAUAUGAAUAUUAAAAUUGCUGACUUUGGUUUUAGUAACGAAUUUACAGUUGGGAACAAAUUGGACACAUUUUGUGGAAGCCCACCCUAUGCUGCUCCCGAGCUUUUCCAAGGAAAGAAGUAUGAUGGGCCUGAAGUGGAUGUGUGGAGUCUGGGCGUCAUUCUCUAUACAUUAGUCAGUGGCUCCUUGCCUUUCGAUGGCCAGAAUUUAAAGGAACUGCGAGAGCGAGUUUUACGAGGGAAGUACCGUAUUCCCUUUUACAUGUCCACAGACUGUGAAAAUCUUCUGAAGAAAUUAUUAGUCCUGAAUCCAAUAAAGAGAGGUAGCUUGGAACAAAUAAUGAAAGAUCGAUGGAUGAAUGUUGGUCAUGAAGAAGAAGAACUAAAGCCAUAUACUGAGCCUGAUCCAGAUUUCAAUGACAUGAAAAGAAUAGACAUUAUGGUCACCAUGGGCUUUGCACGAGAUGAAAUAAAUGAUGCCUUAAUAAAUCAGAAGUAUGAUGAAGUUAUGGCUACUUAUAUUCUUCUAGGUAGAAAACCACCUGAAUUUGAAGGUGGUGAAUCAUUAUCCAGUGGAAACUUGUGUCAGAGGUCCCGGCCCAGUAGUGACUUAAACAACAGCACUCUUCAGUCCCCUGCUCACCUGAAGGUCCAGAGAAGUAUCUCAGCAAAUCAGAAGCAGCGGCGUUUCAGUGAUCAUGCUGGUCCAUCCAUUCCUCCUGCUGUAUCAUAUACCAAAAGAGCUCAGGCUAACAGUGUGGAAAGUGAACAGAAAGAAGAGUGGGACAAAGAUGUGGCUCGAAAACUUGGCAGCACAACAGUUGGAUCAAAAAGCGAGAUGACUGCAAGCCCUCUUGUAGGGCCAGAGAGGAAAAAAUCUUCAACUAUUCCAAGUAACAAUGUGUAUUCUGGAGGUAGCAUGGCAAGAAGGAAUACAUAUGUCUGUGAAAGGACCACAGAUCGAUACACAGCAUUGCAAAAUGGAAAAGACAGCAGCCUUACGGAGAUGUCUGUGAGUAGCAUAUCUUCUGCAGGCUCUUCUGUGACCUCUGCUGUCCCCUCAGCACGACCCCGCCACCAGAAGUCCAUGUCCACUUCUGGUCAUCCUAUUAAAGUCACACUGCCAACCAUUAAAGAUGGCUCUGAAGCUUACCGGCCUGGCAGUAUAACCCAGAGAGUGCCUGCUGCUUCCCCAUCUGCUCACAGUAUUAGUACUGCGACUCCAGACCGGACCCGCUUUCCCCGAGGGAGCUCAAGCCGAAGCACUUUCCAUGGUGAACAGCUCCGGGAGCGACGCAGCGCUGCUUACAAUGGGCCACCUGCUUCACCAUCCCAUGAAACGGGUGCAUUUGCACAUGCCAGAAGGGGAACGUCAACUGGUAUAAUAAGCAAAAUCACAUCCAAAUUUGUUCGCAGGGAUCCAAGUGAAGGCGAAGCCAGUGGCAGAACCGACACCUCAAGAAGUACAUCAGGGGAACCAAAAGAAAGAGACAAGGAAGAGGGUAAAGAUUCUAAGCCGCGUUCUUUGCGGUUCACAUGGAGUAUGAAGACCACUAGUUCAAUGGACCCUAAUGACAUGAUGAGAGAAAUCCGAAAAGUGUUAGAUGCGAAUAACUGUGAUUAUGAGCAAAAAGAGAGAUUUUUGCUUUUCUGUGUCCAUGGAGAUGCUAGACAGGAUAGCCUCGUGCAGUGGGAGAUGGAAGUCUGCAAGUUGCCACGACUGUCACUUAAUGGGGUCCGCUUCAAGCGAAUAUCCGGGACAUCUAUUGCCUUUAAGAACAUUGCAUCAAAAAUAGCAAAUGAGCUUAAGCUGUAAAGAAGUCCAAAUUUACAGGUUCAGGGAAGAUACAUACAUAUAUGAAGUACAGUUUUUGAACGUACUGGUAAUGCCUAAUGUGGUCUGCCUGUGAAUCUCCCCAUGUAGAAUUUGCCCUUAAUGCAAUAAGGUUAUACAUAGUUAUGAACUGUAAAAUUAAAGUCAGUAUGAACUAUAAUAAAUAUCUGUAGCUUAAAAAGUAGGUUCACAUGUACAGGUAAGUAUAUUGUGUAUUUCUGUUCAUUUUCUGUUCAUAGAGUUGUAUAAUAAAACACGAUUGCUUAAAACCUUGUAUAGUUGUCUAGAUUUCUGCACAUGAAUGUACGUUUGAUGCUUUGAUUUGAAAAUGUUCUUCCCUGUUACUUACAUUCUGGUGGGUUUUUUAAAUUCUUACCUCCAUCAUGCAAUUUUGAAAAUUGUGUCCAGAAUUAAAAGUGCAUAGAAAUAGUCUUUACAAAGUUGUAGCAUGGACCUUUAAAAAUUGUUUUAAAAUCAUAUUUAAAUUUAAACCAGAAGCUGAAAAAUAGAUCAGCUUUAUUAUACACAAAAUUAUUACUGCUUAUCUUUGCUCUUUUCCUUGUUAUCCCACAAGGUUUAGUUGAGAAGAUACAAAAUGUUUACAGUGUUGGCACUUAAGAGUUUUUAAAUUCAAGUACAUGAAAUUCAAUAAUAGCAUUGCCUUGAGCUAACUAAGAAGUACUGGGGAAAAAGUUAAAUCUACAUCAAGUUUCUUUUGAACUUUGAAGUGUUUUCUGACCCACUGCUAAUUGUAGCAACAAAAUUUAAAAGGAAAAAAAACAUACUUUAUCUGGCUAUUAUAACAUAAAUUGUCACGUAGGUUUGCUGCCUUCAGCAUACCGCAAUAUAAUUGCGGGAAUAUAAUAAUAUUGGGACUGUUUCGUAGCACAAACUCAUCUUUACAGUGUUGAUCAAUGCAUCAGUUAAGAAAUAAUGCCACCUCAGGAAUUAACUGGCAUUGGAAACAUUUGCCUCAUUCUCCUCCUAUCCUCUUCAUUCACCCCUGCCACUGUAAUAUCUAUAAGUACUUAAGAGACUUGUGAGCAAAACAUACUAUUUAUAACAGUAUAUUAUUGAUUUAUGCUUAUGUGGUUGUUGAGUUUGUUCCCAUGUAACUCGUUUGUUUUAAAUAUUUUGCCAGAUUUCUUGUAUUUAUUCCACAUCAUUAUGCCUAUAAUGUGCCGCUUUGUGAUUGGGCAUUUGCCUACUUUUCUUUCAUAAUUAGUGAUAUAUGCGAUGUAAAACCACUAGUAAAGGUACAUUUUAAUACUUGUUAUUUUAUACUGAAUUAGCCUUGGAGGUUGACUGUGCAAUGUUAUUUACUGUUGUAAUUACUGUAAUAUCAACAUAUGGGCCCCAUCUGCACACUCCUGAAAAAUAGAAAGUGUAUUCAAAUUUUAUCAGUUUAAAGAAAAUAAAGCUGUGAUAAAUACUGUAAUUCCAACCUACAUUAGAAGGUCUAAGUGUAGGUGAUGUGCCAUUCCAUAAUGGCUUCCAGACUAGGGUGAAUUUUACAUUCUGUACUGUACUGUGAUGUAGCUUUCUUCUGUAACAGUUAUGUUCUAAAAUUAAGUGAGGUUUUGUUUUUUGUUUUUUUUUUGCCUUAGCAAAGGGUGGUGUUUGAAAAAAAAAAAAUGUGUAGCCCCUUUUUAACCUAGUGUUCAUUCAAAAAAAAAUUGAUGCAAAUCUUUAUUCACUUUCACUGGUGCACACUGAAAUUUUACUUGAACAGUUCUCAUAAUAAAGCACUUGUCUUUUGCUCUUUAUCAGAAUGUGAAUUACCUGUUUUCUAGUACAAAAGUAAUCUGUAUGAGGAGUUUAUUGUAUGUGUUCUAAAUUUAGUUGGCAAAAGGUGAAGCUGUGAAGGUUUUCAAGAUUAUUGAAGCUAUGAAGGUUUCUUGUCAUUAUGACAAGAAUAUUUAAUCUUUUUAUAGGAAUUCCUGUCACUGAAAUACUUUUUUAAAAAAAUAGACCUCCUGCUGUGUUUUCCACGGUAGAAACUGAUGUUUUUUUACAUUUUCUCACUGUGGCCAACUCUUCUGUGUUUGUAGAAAGGAAUUUGACUUCAAUAUCUUUUAUGAACUAAAAAUGAAAUCUUGAUACUCACUUUAGAUUUUUCGUUUUAUAUGUUCAUGACAACAAAUAUUUUUCAAAGGUUUAGAGGAAUUUUGCAAUAUGUUUGCAUAAAUAAAUACCAGUUUAUGUUCACUGGCUAUGUGAUACCAGGAUUUCCUUGGCUUCUGUUGAAAUAUUAUUUGAUAUGACAUCCCUUAUAUUAAAUUAAUUAUUUUGU